Messenger RNA from Venturia canescens, 726 nucleotides. RefSeq names its product larval cuticle protein A2B-like. The transcript is spliced from 2 exons. The record is from RefSeq and is a predicted model, not a curated record. Lineage: Eukaryota; Metazoa; Arthropoda; Insecta; Hymenoptera; Ichneumonidae. The coding region runs from base 69 to 512 and encodes 147 amino acids. Gene Ontology annotation, cellular component: extracellular matrix.
CAACUUGCGACAGUUUGUAACGAUCCACUUGUAAAACAACGUCCCGGGAUUAGCGAAGCAGCACCGACAUGGCCACCAAGCUUACAGUUUUCCUCGGUUGUCUGGUGACGGUCGCAAAAGCGGGUUUGUUGCCAGCUGCCCCGUUAGGGUUCGCCCCAGCGGCAGGCGUCGCCGUGGCAGCGCCGCUGGUCAAGUCGGUGACGGAUUACGAUCCCCAUCCUCAGUACACGUACGCUUACGACGUCCAGGACAGUUUGACGGGCGACGCGAAGAGCCAGCACGAGACGAGGAACGGCGACGUCGUAACCGGAAGCUACAGCCUCAUCGAGGCCGACGGGACGCGCAGAGUCGUCGAAUACACCGCCGAUCCUGUCAACGGUUUCAACGCCGUCGUCCACCGGGAACCAGCCGUCGUCAAGGCCGCGGUUGUUCCAGCUCCCGCCGUCGUCCAACCGGGACUCGCCAAGUUCGCGUACCAUCCAGCACCUCCGGCCUUUGCUCUUCGCCCCUGAAAAUUCCUCCAAACUUUCGUUCUCAAUCUGACUUUAUUUAAACGAAGAAACUGCUACGAAAAUGAGAAAGAGAGAGAGAGAGAGAGAAUGAGGAAGAGGAUUUCCUGGUCCUAGUCACCCUGCUGCCCUGCCCUCGCAAACUGUACAUAAAUUACUAAAAAAUAUGAUUAUUUUUAUACGCAAAACUAUAAGCGACCAAGAAUUACAAUUAAAC